UCAGGGAUGAAUAAUGAAAAACCAAUAGAAUGAAGAAUUUAUGUUGAAGAAUAUCCUUGGAAAUCUAUCAUCACUAGUCAAAAUAACCAACAUGACCUCAAGACGACCUCAGUCAGCCAGGCACUCUUAUGUGGAAAGGGAUAUAGGGGAGGAUUCAUUUCCGCAUGUUCCCAUUUCAUCUGGGGGAACGCAAGACAACCCAAGAGGUUUAGAAGGAGACUAUGGCAAUGUAGCUUUGCUACUGUUUUUAUAUGUACUUCAGGGUAUACCUCUCGGAGUAGCAGGCAGUGUUCCUAUGCUGCUGCAAAGCCGAGAUGUUAGUUAUAAAGAACAAGCUGUGUUCAGUUUUGUAUUUUGGCCAUUCAGCAUUAAAUUGAUAUGGGCACCACUUGUGGAUUCAAUGUAUCUUCCAUCUUUUGGAAGAAGGAAGAGUUGGCUGGUUCCAAUUCAGUAUCUGAUUGGUGUAUUCAUGAUGUUAUUAUCAUAUAAAGUAGACUCUUUGAUAGGCAGCGAGAAAAGUGGUGGUGGAGUGAGUAUAUACAUGCUUACAGCUAUUUUCUUCAUGCUGAAUUUUCUGGCUGCCACUCAAGACAUAGCAGUUGAUGGCUGGGCCUUAACGAUGCUAUCUAAGAGAAAUGUUGGCUGGGCAAGCACAUGUAAUACUGUUGGACAAACUGCAGGGUAUUUUCUGGGAAACAUUCUAUUCUUAGCCUUGGAGUCAGCAGAUUUUUGUAACAAGUACCUGAGAAGUGAACCUCAGGAAACUGGAGUUGUUACCCUUGCUGGAUUUAUGUUCUUCUGGGGCAUCGUUUUCUUUGUAACAACUACCCUGGUUAUGAUUAUGAAACAUGAAACUGAUGACCCUGAUGCGGACAGUGAACAAGGUAUCAUCGACACAUACAAACAGCUGAUCAAGGUCAUUCGCUUACCUCCUAUCAUCUCUUAUGCCAUCAUCCUUCUAACAGUCAAGAUAGGAUUUGCUGCUGCUGAUUCACUAACAGGUCUGAAGUUGAUUGAGGCUGGAAUGAAAAAGGAGACGUUAGCUCUGUUUGCAGUUCCCAUGAUUCCUAUUCAGAUCAUUCUACCACUGAUCAUCAGUAAAUACACGGCCAGCAAAACUCCCAUGGAUGUGUUUCUGCGUGCAAUGCCAUUUAGAUUACUCCUAGGACUGGUGUAUGCUUUCAUGGUGUGGAUGGCAUCCAGGGUACAGCCUAGUCCUGGAGUUUUCCCCAUCUCAUUUUAUGUAUUCAUAUUAAUUGUUUAUGCUGUACAUCAGGUGACAUUGUAUAGCAUGUUUGUAUCGGGCAUGGCUUUUCAUGCUAAAAUCAGUGACCCUGCCAUAGGAGGCACAUACAUGACACUGCUCAACACCCUAUCCAAUCUAGGUGGUAACUGGCCUAGUACAAUGGCACUGUGGUUAGUGGAUGGCUUGACAUGGAAGAGUUGUAUUGGAGCAAUGGGGAGUUGUGAGAAAUCAGCACCACUAGAAGAGCAAUGUACACAGCAUGGUGGUGUAUGUGAGACCAAUAUAGAUGGAUAUUAUAUAGAGUCUAUUCUUCUGAUAGCUGUAGGAUUCCUGUGGUACAUAUGGAGAUACAGAAAAGUUAAACAGCUCGACAGACUUGAUGUUUCUGCUUGGAAAUGCUCCUGAUCUAACUCUCAAGCUUAGCACUAACAAACAUUCCUGUGUUUUGAUAUUAUUUGAUGCAAUCAGAAUUUAGUAUACACUGUAUGUAUUCAAAAAAUUGUUUUCUUGUUUAUUCUUCAUCAGCUCAAAUUGUGUACAUACAGAUAUUUCUAUUAAUAUCACUGUUAAUUGGAAUGAAUUUUUGAUAGAUAAAUCUGAAUCUCUCGAUUAACACUGGGUGUUACAGAGUCAGAGGCAGUUCAAAAGAAAUAUUUAUAUGGACUUUUACUUUGUCUUAAAAUAUAUCACUCCAGAACUAUUUUGGUUUUUGUUGUGUUUGUUGAUAUUUUUUAGGUAGGGUACAAAAAAGUGAUUUUGUUUCUUUUGUUUUAUAUUUUUAAAUGUCAAAGGAAAGUUAUGGAUAAAUAAUGUAAUGCU
Messenger RNA from Saccostrea echinata, 2065 nucleotides. Its product is annotated as acetyl-coenzyme A transporter 1-like. Gene Ontology annotation, cellular component: membrane. The record is from RefSeq and is a predicted model, not a curated record. Bases 41 to 1651 code for a protein of 536 amino acids. The transcript has 8 exons. NCBI's taxonomy places the organism in Eukaryota, Metazoa, Mollusca, Bivalvia, Ostreida, Ostreidae. Gene Ontology annotation, molecular function: acetyl-CoA transmembrane transporter activity.